Heterobasidion irregulare TC 32-1 is the source of this 1593-nucleotide messenger RNA. RefSeq lists its product as uncharacterized. The transcript has a single exon. Gene Ontology annotation, cellular component: nucleus. Gene Ontology annotation, biological process: DNA damage response. Lineage: Eukaryota; Fungi; Basidiomycota; Agaricomycetes; Russulales; Bondarzewiaceae. The record is from RefSeq and is a predicted model, not a curated record. Gene Ontology annotation, molecular function: histone H3K56 acetyltransferase activity. Bases 1 to 1593 code for a protein of 530 amino acids.
AUGAACUUGAGAGACAGUCUGCUCGCUGCACUGUCCACUCUUCCUGGCACAAGACAUUUUCAUGUACACGUCCUCGUCACUGCUCCCCGAAAACAUGCAACCCUCUAUCCCUAUGCGACCCCUCGCCCGCGAAUAUAUGUUCAAGAUUAUCUCGUUCUUCUCUCUGAACAGCCUACGCUCGAAAAUCCUCGCGUUCUAGUCUCGGCGGUCGAGGCGUGCCUAUACCAUGCGCCUGCCACCUCUGCCGCGAUCCUGUAUAUAUCAAAAGUCGACUCGACUGGUCAAGGUAUUUCACCAUCGCCCACGGCGUCUCUCGUAACCGCUUUCGCGCGUUGGCACAUCGACCCGGCGACGCGUCCUGUACCCGCGCAGCAUCUAUGGUUACACCUCUUCGCCCGCGCACAGGGGCAAUACCUUUUUCCGAACUCCAUCGAAUACGAGGGCAAGCGCGCGCUAAGUGAUGUCAAGCUCUGUGCAUGGUGGCGGCGUCUGUUGGGAAGCGUUGCGGGAGACGUGCAAGGGACCCUCGGUCCUGCAGGCAAGGUCAGACUGUAUUACCUUCUGCCAGGGUGCAAUGAACUCGAGGCACACCAAGCUCUUGGUCUCGCCUACGCGCCCGCCGACGCGAUCAACGCGCCAGCGUGGAAUUACGGUCAUCCCUAUUCGCAGACAGACAUCCCGUUACCUUGUUCACCCCCAGAAGGACACGCGAAUCUGGGACAUUUCAUCCCUUCAUUCGAUGACGACCCGAAAAACAGGUUCAUGGACGAGAUUGCGCUGAUCGGAGAGUCGGAUGGCGUCCGGUCGCCAGCUCGCAAGCGCCCUCGCGUUACUCGGCAAACAGGUCCUGCUGCAGAUUCGGAGGCCGAGGGCGGCCACGCAGGGAAGGAUCAGGCCGAGGUGACCGAGAAAGAGCAUGAAAAGUUUCAGAAGGAUACCAAGGACACGCGUCCCAAAGGCGAGCUCAGCACGGUCCAACCUGACGAAUUUUGGGAGCGCAUGUCGUUCCGCCAAGAAUGCGUCUCAGGAGCAGUCACUGGCUUUUUCACUGCAGGAUUCUCCUCCCCUUUCCCCCCACACUCGACGUCUAAACCCUCGCCGCUGGCACCACAGCCAGGCCAGGUUCCGGCCGCGAUGAACAAGCGGAUCCUGAGCAGCCUGAUGCAAGGGAACGAGUUCUCCACUGUUGACCGCGCACGGAAAUCUACGGAGGUUCUGGAGGGUGCUAUACGCGGCCUUUGCGAGGGCCUUGCUACCCACCCGCUCCCCUCGCGUGGGGCGGCGCCCACGCUGCAUACGCAGGCGGAAGAUGGAGUACUGGUUCCUCCGCGCACGCCACCUCGCAAACCCAACACAUUGCCGAGCUUAGAGAAUGUCUCUCCCAACCCAUUCGACGAGCCGGAAGCGACGCUCGAGACGUACCACGCCCACAUUUACGGCUCAGUAAGCGUGUCCAACCCACCCCUUGCCUCCAAAAAUCUUUCUCCUGGGACAACGGGAGACCAUCCAUCCGAUUCAACAAAGGCACAGAAGCCAAAGGUCAACGUGUUAGCCGUGCGGAAAAAGAAGAAGAGGACGGAGACGGAGUCCUGA